UCGUUCUCGAUCUCCAUUGCGGAGCUCGCGCUGAAUCCCUAACCCUAGAGGAAGCUCAAGGAGGUGGAUGAGAGUGAGGAGGCGAUGACGAGGAAGUGCUCGUCGUGUAGCCACAACGGGCAUAACGCGAGGACGUGUUCCGCCCGGGGGGUGAAGUUAUUUGGGGUUAGGUUGACGGAUGGGGCGAUCAGGAAGAGCGCUAGCAUGGGGAACUUGUCUCAUUGCGCUGGAUUGAACAUUGGAGGCUGUGGAUCGUUGCCGGCUGAUGGGUUGGAGAAUGGCGGCCGUGCUGCGGAUGGGUAUGCUUCUGAGGGCUUUGUCAAGGGGUCCUCUUCGAGCUGCGCUGCCCGUAAGAAAGGGGUACCUUGGACUGAAGAGGAGCAUAGAAUGUUCUUACUUGGAUUGAAAAAGCUUGGAAAAGGUGAAUGGCGGGGGAUAGCUCGUAACUUUGUUGUGUCAAGGUCACCUGCGCAAGUUGCCAGUCAUGCUCAAAAAUAUUUUCUCCGUCAAAUGAAUACCUCUGGGAGGAAGAGAAGAUCAAGUCUCUUUGACAUGAUAACUGAUGAAGCUUCAGAAACUCAACAAAACCCCACAGACGGUUCAGAAGAAGCGGAGGCACAAGGUCAAAAUCAACAACCACCAUUACCUCCACUGCCGGAUGACGAAUCUGAAUCAAUGGAUUCAAGUACAAAUGAUCUUCAAACAUCUACUCCAGCACCGGUUCCAGCACCGGUUCCAGCACCAUCCACUUACCCAGUGGUAUACCCUGCAUAUUUCAUGCCAGUCUUUCUCCCUACCCCUUAUUGGCCAAGUUAUCAGCUAGAUAGCGCUGGGAAAGAGGUGCAUGGCAUUGUGAGGCCAACAGCAGUACAUCCAAAUACCCCUAUAGACGUCAACGAGCUCAUGGGAAUGUCACAGCUCAGUCUAGGAGAUUCAAUUGGUAGACCACCUUCUGCACUGUCACUCGGAGGAUCAGAUCGGCAGUCUGCUUUUCAUGCUAAUCCACCGAGGAAGGAUACAAGUACAAAAUCCGGCGCUAGUCCAAUCCAUGCAGUUUAGUAAUUUUGCCCAUCAUUGCAGACCCAAAUUUGGUAAAUUUUGUUAUGGUAGUGCUGUUUGUUGUUAAUACAGGACAAUAAUUUCCCUGUUUUUGUAGGUUUCGUAUAUAUAUAUACAUAUCUAUAUUUGUACAUCUGAAGUUUUUGGCAUGCUCCUAAUGUUGAUGUGGCUAACUUAUUCUUCAUUCUUUUUUAACAAUGACUCGACAGUGUGUAUAUUCAACUAUAAUGAAUGCCAAUUACCUGGUUUACAUUCAUUU
Dioscorea cayenensis subsp. rotundata (Guinea yam) is the source of this 1318-nucleotide messenger RNA. Its product is annotated as transcription factor MYBS3-like. Lineage: Eukaryota; Viridiplantae; Streptophyta; Magnoliopsida; Dioscoreales; Dioscoreaceae. Gene Ontology annotation, biological process: response to ethylene; response to auxin; response to gibberellin. The record is from RefSeq and is a predicted model, not a curated record. Bases 85 to 1059 code for a protein of 324 amino acids. The transcript is spliced from 3 exons. Gene Ontology annotation, molecular function: DNA binding.